Molecule: messenger RNA, 3908 nt
Organism: Diprion similis
Lineage: Eukaryota; Metazoa; Arthropoda; Insecta; Hymenoptera; Diprionidae
Gene: FoxP
Product: forkhead box protein P1-like
Exons: 18
Coding region: 1095-3695 (866 amino acids)
Biological process (GO): regulation of transcription by RNA polymerase II
Cellular component (GO): nucleus
Molecular function (GO): RNA polymerase II cis-regulatory region sequence-specific DNA binding; DNA-binding transcription factor activity, RNA polymerase II-specific
Source: RefSeq, a predicted model, not a curated record
GGGAAGGAAAAAAAAUAAUAACAAUGAUGCGACGCCAUAAACAGAAUCGAACAAACAACUGAUAUGCAAAUAAUGAGUUGUGCAUUUAAAGAUUGUAUUGGAACUCGGUUUGCUGUUAGCUGCCGCCACCACCACGCGGGGUUUUAUAAUGCGUGGUUAUUUAAAAGAAGAAACAGUAUACAACCUUAGUUGGGUAUUAUUAAAAGAAACUAUUGUCGACGUCUUAUUAACAAUGCCUUGUUAUUAAACUCCCAGCCAACGCCGACGAAUACGACCGAGUUCGAACGGUCCGACCGCACCGCCUGCGCGGAUUCUCCUGCACUAGAGAAGCCAGGCUGUACACAACCGUCUCAAACUUCUGUGACUACGCGGCGCGCGCCAGCCCGCGUUUGUGUGUUCCGCCGAAUACAAACUUAUAUUAUAUAGCCUGCAGUGUGUGCCUGCGUUUGUCCAGCGCCACGGCGCUGAUAGCGUUCGUUCGUUUCACUCGAUCCGCCGCCGAGUCCCGCAAGUCUACCUUACGCCUCUCCCUUCCUUAAAAUGGGCAAAGACGUUGAUCCGGGUUCGCCGCCGGUCCGCCACCCCGUCGCGUGUCAAUUCAGUAAUAAUAAUUCGUUGAUGCUUGCAAACGACGCUGCAAGCGUGUAUCGCGUCUCGUACGCAGCACAGUGACCUACACAACCGCGUCGACCGGCGUUUGUCAUAUGUUUACUCGAAAUUGUUAUUAUUUUCUUCGCUGCACAUUCAUCACCGUCGCCUGCACGACGCUGCGACGCCACCUCGCUACUUUGACUUCGGAUUACAACGUAGUGCUUCGAACAAUCCUCGAACACUUGUGCUUCCUGUGAUACUCCCAUUUGAACUUUUCUUUCGAUACACUUGGCCCCCGUCCCACGUGCCCAACUUCAGUAUUUGAAUCUCCCGCCCUGCUUCUGGACUCUGGCGAGCCCCGCCGUCUGGAGCUGCUGCUAUUGGGGCAUUUAGGCGAGAAUCCUUUCGACAACGGGUCCUGGAUCAAGGAACACUUUCAGCCAACAGCAGUGCCUUGGCAAUCGAGCCUGAGAGGUCAAUCACGAUACGGUGACGAUGGCAUAAUGGAUCAUGAUCAAGACGGGGACGGUGCGAUUAACCUGUCAACAUCCCAAAGACCUUCUGCUUCAACGACCCCAAACGGAGACACAUCCGCAUCCUACGGCCACGAUCAUCAGACCAACGAUCAGGUGAGGCUCUCUCGACUCUUCUCAAACCGUUGGUUUCACUCGUUUCAACCCACUGCGGCGUCGCUGUUCAGUGCUUUGAAGCAACAAGAGACGCGUGAAGCAUCAGUCGCGAGUAGAGACCGUGACGGUAGAGAACGUGAUCGGAUUCGUGAAGAGAUUGACAGCGAGCAGCACCGCGAGGGCAACAUCGAAUACCAAGGCAAUGGGAAGCUCAGUCCUCCCGGGCACCAUCCACUGACUGUCGCACCGAUGACCCAGCAAAAGCAACCCAUCGUUUCGCAGCAGUCCCAACAGCCCAGCUCGGGCGCUCCUGGUUCCCAGCCGAGCCCCCGACAGAGUCCUCAGGCUCCCCUACAGGGCAGUCCUCCAACCCCUGCUGGUCAGGGACAAUCACCUGGAGGGCCGCCGCAACAGUUACCACAAACAACGUCGCAGAUGAUGCUUAGCCCCGCAAGUGGGCUUCAUCAGAUGCAACAACUCCUACAGCAACACAUUCUCAGCCCCAGCCAGCUACAGUCGUUUAUGCAACAGCACACUCUCUAUCUCCAGCAGCAACAGCAGCAGCAACAUCAUCAGGUUCGUCAUGACUCGACAUCCGAGCACGUUGCUAAUCAGGAGAGAUUCGGCUACUUCUCGUCGUUAAAAAACCACCAACAGCAGCUCGCCGAAUUGGGUAGGAAGCAGUUGGAACAAGCUAUGCAGCAGCUUCAAGAGCAGCUGCAACUCAAUUUAAUACAACAAACACACCUACUGCAGACGGCGGACAAGAAGAAGGCGUCGGCACCUCUUCAGCAGCUCGCGCUACAGCAGCAACAGCUAAUCCAGCAGCUCCAGAUUACCCAGCGACAGUACCUACUGCAGCAGGGUCUCGGUCUUCAGAGCCAUAAUCACUCGUCGGGUCUACAGCCCGGUGACGGUAUGCCAGUUUGGAAAAAUGAGCCGUCCGACGGAACGGAAGUUCACCAGAAUUCGAAUCCGCACAAAUCCGGGGGAGGUCUUAACGGGUUGUUAAAUUCAAUCGUCUCCGGUCGCCGGUCGGAAAUGAACGGCACGUCUUCUCUCGACGAAAAGCCGUUAGACGCGUCAAGCAACGAGAAAGCUCAUCCGCUCUACGGUCAUGGGGUAUGCAAAUGGCCAGGCUGUGAAGUGAUCUGUGAAGAUUAUCAGGCAUUCCUUAAACACCUAAACACCGAGCACACAUUGGACGACAGAUCGACGGCUCAAGCGAGGGUUCAAAUGCAGGUUGUUUCCCAGCUUGAAAUCCAGCUCCAGAAAGAGCGGGACAGACUUACGGCGAUGAUGCACCAUCUCCACGUGGCUAAGCAGAUGGCGUCGCCGGAACCCCCGAAGUCCUCGGAAUCAUCGACCGGCUCGAGUUUACCGAAACUUAAUUUGUCCUCGGCGUUGAUGAGCCAGCCUCCCCCUAAUUUCGGAGUAUCCCAGGUCUCGCCGGUAUCGAUGUCGGCACUCGUUUCCGCCGUCAGAUCGCCGGCCAGUAGUCAACAUCCCUCUUCCGGUGGGCCAGCCUCGAUGCCGCCCCUGCCGAACAUGUCGACAAUGCCAGGUAUGCCACCGAUGCCCAACAUGCCAGGGAGCAUGCCUAGCAUGCCCAGUAUGCCGUCGAUGGCCGGACCAAUCCGCAGGAGGAUCAGCGACAAGUCUGCGCUAUCCUUGGCCGGUGGGCUGCCCUACAUGCUGGAGCGCGCUGGCCUAGACGUUCAACAAGAAAUUCAGCGCAACCGGGAGUUUUACAAGAACGCGGACGUCAGGCCACCUUUCACUUACGCUUCUCUCAUUCGUCAGUCGAUAAUCGAAUCUCCGGACAAGCAGUUGACGCUCAACGAGAUCUACAACUGGUUCCAAAAUACGUUCUGCUACUUCAGGCGCAACGCGGCAACGUGGAAGAACGCAGUGCGACACAACCUGUCUCUCCACAAAUGUUUCAUGCGAGUCGAAAACGUGAAAGGGGCUGUUUGGACGGUGGACGAAGUGGAGUUUUACAAGAGACGUCCGCAGCGCGCUUGCAGCACGACUGGGGGUGUCCCGUCGAAAAGUCCAACUCUAACUCACAGUCCGACUAUGUACGGCGAUGCACUCAACGCCAAUCUCCAGUAUUUCCAGGCUGCGCUUGGUGAGUCGAACAUGGGUUUCUUGAACAACUCCAUGUGCACAUCGACGGCAACCAGUCCUGACAAGGACCAUCUUCUGGCCCACAACGAUUUGAUGUCGCCGUUGGAUGAACCAUCGGGCGUGCAUAUAAAGCAAGAGGGGCAGAGCCCCGAGGGCGGGAAGUUAUCGAGACUGAUAAAACGGGAGCUCUUAGAGGCCCCGACCGAGCAGGAAGAGGACGGCGUAGAUGACCGAGAAUAUCCCGAGAGCCAUGGCCACGAUUCGGGUCAGGACGAGGACAUGGCCGAGGACCUCUCGAUGGCGCCCGACAUGUUGCCGAGCACGGAAGAUCAGAUCGAAGCGUAGUAUCCUCUUCGUUAUUGAUUCCCCACCCCUUGUACUCUCCCCCACCCCCACCCCACCCCACCCCACCCCACGAUAUAAUAUUCAUCCCCUACUCGCCAUAUCCAACCGCCCUAAAAAAGCGGUCUAAAGACUAAUAAAUAUUAUUAUUAAUAUUAUUAUUAUUAUAAUUAUCAUAGUUAUUAUUAUCAUCAUUGUAAUGUCAUUGUUUUUAUU